This is a messenger RNA of Clonostachys rhizophaga, 621 nucleotides long. Lineage: Eukaryota; Fungi; Ascomycota; Sordariomycetes; Hypocreales; Bionectriaceae. The record is from the annotation of a GenBank genome assembly.
AUGGAUUUCCUGAAGAACAAAAUCAUCAAAUUCGCCCCACCUCUAAAACCACUUCCUACAUUUGAAAAGGUCAUCAAAUUCAACUGGAACCCCACCGGCUUGACUGUUCCCGGUGACACUGAGUUGUCAUAUGAGGUCGUGGACGACAGAAACCUCUUCGGGGACUCUGCAUACACCGUCAUCUCGCGGACGCCCCGCAGCAACGGGGAUAUCGUGGGCAAGUUCGACUGGUCAAAGAUGACAGCGAAACUCGAGAUAGAGUUUCCUUUAACAUCACGAGAGCUCAAAUAUCAGGCUCUGAAUGGGCACUUUGAUGCAACUGACAUCGGACGCCUCGAGUGGAGAAUCACGGACAUGGACUGGAAGCAUGCCACAUGGCGGCUAUUGGACGAAGACGGCGAACCUGUGGCCUUGGUCGACCUGCACAAAUCUGGCGCACUGGGGACGAUUGAGAUAGUUAGGAUGGGCUUACCCCGAGCUGCAUUCGAAGAAGUGCUGGUGUGCUCGAUAGCACAGAUCGAAGAUCACUUGAGGAUGAUGAGGCACUCGAAGAACGCGGCCCUCAUGACCGUGGCGGGCAAUACCGUGGCCGUGGCCGGAAUCAAUUCUCUCCCCUACUAA